Molecule: messenger RNA, 1858 nt
Organism: Pezoporus occidentalis (night parrot)
Lineage: Eukaryota; Metazoa; Chordata; Aves; Psittaciformes; Psittacidae
Gene: CCDC134
Product: coiled-coil domain containing 134
Exons: 7
Coding region: 144-833 (229 amino acids)
Source: RefSeq, a predicted model, not a curated record
UGCUGGGGCGGAGCGGGAGCUGAGGAAGUGACACGGUGGGGCGGGGCUGGGCAGCGGCGGCAGCGGCAUGGCAGCGCGGCGGGCGUGAGCGCCGCUCCCGGCACCGGUACCCGCUACCCGGCCCGCAGGCUGUGGCAGCUGACAUGGAUCUUCUCUUCCUUUGCCCUGUCCUGCUGGUGCUGCUGCUGUCCCGGGGCAGCUUCACUGACCUGGAGAAACAGAGGGUGGACUCUGGCUUGGAGAUCUAUAAGAAGCUGUUUGAGGUGAAGCGCAAGGACCAGAUGAACGCGCUGAAGAACCUGAUCGAGCUCAAUGACAUCAACCAGCAGUACAAAAUCAUUGACAUCAUGCUCAAGGGACUCUUCAAAGUGCUAGAGGACUCCCGGGCUGUGCUCAUCGCUGCCGACGUGCCUCCCGAUGGACCAUUCCCUCAGGAUGAGAAGAUAAAGGAUGCGUACUCCCACGUGGUGGAGAACACGGCCUUCUUUGGGGACGUCGUCCUGCGCUUCCCCAAGAUUGUGCACCACUACUUUGACCGCAAUUCCAACUGGAACAGCCUCAUCCGCUGGGGCAUCGGCUUCUGCAACCUGACAGGCGUGUUUGAGCAGGGACCCCACUCCCAGGUCCUGGGGCUGAUGGCUCAGGAGCUGGGUAUCAGUGAGAAAUCGCCCGAUUACCGCAAUCCCUUUAAAGUGGACCACUCCGAGUUUUUCCCCAGCGCGGACACCUUCCAGAAGGCGCUGCGGGAGGAGGAGAAGCGGAGGAAGAAGGAGGAGAAGCGGAAGGAGAUCCGCAAGGGCCCACGCAUCUCCCGCUCGCAGUCGGAGCUGUAGCUCCCUCUUGGAGGCCUCGUCCCGGUGCCUGGUGAUCGCUUUCCGUUUGUGCCGUGGGGUUUUGUUUCAUUGCCUUUCUCUUUGGUUCAGCCAGGGCCGGGUGGCAGUGCUGGUGGGUUGCCCCAGUGGGGCUGAGGGGGGCUGACGUGGGGUUCCCCUUCCCCAGAGCCAAAGCACAAUCAGGAAGGCAGUGGGGCCAUACCCAUGGCAUGUGGGGAAGUAGGGCGAGGGAGAGCCGGGGGAUCCCCCCCCUCCACAGCACGCCCCGCACUGAACGUGCCUCCUCCGUCAUGGUGGGCUGGGGAGCGUGUCACACCAAACAGCCUCAUGAGCAACGCUGCUUCGCUCAGUUUUGGGGUGGUUCUUUUUUUGGUUAGACUGGUGAUCUCAUUGGCACCCCCGCCCGGUUAUACCUGGUCUCUGCCCAGCCGCUACCUCUGCCGGAGCAGCUCUUCCCUCUUCCCGGUGCCUGUUUCAGCAAGCAACGUGUUUCAUCCGUCAGCUGUCGUUGGAAAGGCUGACGGCAUCUGUUCCUGGCCCAGCAACAUCCUGCUCUCCUGGGCGAGCAUUCCCAGAAGGGAGGCAAACGUGGUGAAUCGCUGGAAAGGAGGGAUUUCAGUUCUUUGCCUUCUUUGCAGCUGAUGGGUGUGCAUAGUGCAGGUACCGCUGACGCUGAUGGUGCUGGGGAGCCAUCCCUGAGCCCUGUGAGCCCGUCCUCCCACCCAUAGUGUCUGUGCUGCAGGGAGAUCAGAGGCAAUGGCCUGGCCUUGGGACCCUGCACAACAAUCCUGUGCUUUCCCGUGGUUGCUGAUGAACUGGCAGCAGGCGAAGCUCUUGCAGAGGGACUGUCCUCCAGAAGCAGUUGCUCUGUGCCUGCCUGGGGCACCACGGCCUUUGGGAAGGGGGGAACGUCCUGAAUGUUUAAGCGUGGAGUCAGGUCUGUCAGGCUGGGGGUUGGCAACGGGUGCGUGUUUUGUUUUAAUGGAAUAAACUUGACUUUAUUUUUUUUGUAUUAAGUAAAAGAA